Molecule: messenger RNA, 1014 nt
Organism: Python bivittatus (Burmese python)
Lineage: Eukaryota; Metazoa; Chordata; Lepidosauria; Squamata; Pythonidae
Source: RefSeq, a predicted model, not a curated record
UGGGAAACGUUUCCGGGGAGGUCGCGUGGCGCCGCGCCAAAGGUUCCGGGGAGGUGGUGGCGUUUCCCGAACUCUUUCUCCACCAUGAACGAAAGCUGGUUGAUGCCUUUAACACCCAGAUGAGACAAGAUCCAGAUGUUGCCUCCGCAGUGGCUGCUAUUCGGGUCUUGCUGGAGUUCCUGAAGAGGGACAAAGGUGAGACCAUCCAAGGACUGAGAGCAAACCUAAAACAGGCUAUAGAAAUGCUCUCUAGUGUCGACUCCUCGGUGGCCAUCUCUUCUGGAGGAGAGCUCUUCUUGCGAUUCAUCAGUCUCACCUCUUUGGAGAACCCGGACUAUUCCAAAUGCAAAGAAAUCAUGAUUGAAAGAGGGGAGCUUUUUCUUCGGCGAAUCUCUCUUUCGAGGAAGAAAAUCGCCACUCUUUGUCACACAUUUGUGAAAGAUGGUGGAAGAAUACUGACUCAUGCUUACUCAAAAGUGGUACUUCGCGUGUUAGAAGCAGCCGCACAGGCGAAGAAACGUUUUAGUGUCUACGUCACGGAAUCACAGCCAGAUCGAGCAGGGCAGAAGAUGGCAGAAGCUCUCAUGAAACUUGGUAUUCCUGUCACCAUAAUUCUCGAUGCUGCAGUUGGGUACAUCAUGGAAAAGGUCGAUUUGGUGAUCGUGGGGGCUGAAGGAGUUGUUGAAAAUGGCGGGAUCAUCAACAAGAUUGGGACGAACCAAAUGGCUGUCUGUGCCAAAGCGCAAAACAAACCCUUCUACGUGGUUGCUGAGAGUUUCAAGUUUGUAAGACUCUUCCCUCUGAACCAGCAGGAUGUCCCAGAUAAAUUUAAGUACAAAGCAGAUACACUGAAGACGCAGAAGCCCCUCACAGUCGAGCACCCUUGGAUCGAUUAUACUUCCCCAUCUCUUAUCACGCUGCUUUUUACGGAUCUCGGGGUCCUGACCCCUUCAGCUGUGAGCGACGAACUGAUUAAACUCUAUUUGUAAACUGUCUCCACUGAAUGUGUUGAUU